Parastagonospora nodorum SN15 is the source of this 165-nucleotide messenger RNA. RefSeq lists its product as hypothetical. The record is from RefSeq and is a predicted model, not a curated record. Lineage: Eukaryota; Fungi; Ascomycota; Dothideomycetes; Pleosporales; Phaeosphaeriaceae. Bases 1 to 165 code for a protein of 54 amino acids. The transcript is spliced from 2 exons.
AUGAGCUUGGCAGAAAGCGCUCCGAUCUUCCUGCAGCCAACAGGGCUUAUCAUUGCAGACGCCCAGCUGUGUUUGACGUUCUUCUGUAGCGUGGAUCACGUGCCGUCUGCUGCCUUGAGUUCCCGCAAAGCCAACGACCCACCACAACAACAAACGACAUUAUAA